UUAAUUCAUCGCGCGAGCUCUUCUUUCCUUUAAUCUUUGAACCCCCGCAGAUCUGUGGAUUCUUAUUUGGGGCAAAACUUUUCAUAUAAAUAUGAAAUCGAGGCAAGAUACGACAGUUACAGCUAAUCUUCUCAGGCUAAGAAGCCUGUGAAGUACAUAAACUUAUAUUAUGGAUUUCUCUUAUACUUGUUUAUUUUUCUCUCUACUAUCUGUGAUAUUUUGGAAUAGCAUCUACAUAAAAGCAGAUAAAAACUAUCCUAAGUACCCAAAAAAACCUUAUUCAUUUGGAUACAACACGGAUGAUGGCUAUGGUAACUCUCAAAAUCGUUACGAGUCUUCUGAUCCUUACGAUGGAUCUGUAAAAGGAUCAUAUGGUUACUGGAAUGCCGAUGGCGUCUAUCGUACUGUCUAUUAUGUUGCCGAUAACGCAGGGUUUAGAGCGAAAAUUAAAACAAAUGAGCCUGGUACUGCUAAUCAGAAUCCAGCCAGCGUAGAAAUAACAGCAUUGGACCCACCUCCUUACAAGCCUCCUCCGAAAACUUAUCCUGCUUAUCCACCUCCUGCAUAUUCGCCUUCAUAUCCAUCUUAUCCCUCACCUCCUCAGUAUAAGUAUCCAGAACCGACAAAAACUUCUUAUUCUUAUAGUUACCCACCCAGCUACCCUAAAUAUUCUAGUCCUUAUCCCCAACCAAAAUAUCCACCACCAGCUUAUCCUCAAUCAAAAUAUCCACCACCAGCUUAUCCAAAACCAAAGUAUCCAGCGUAUCCUCAGCCGAAGUAUCCAGCUUAUCCUCAGCCAAAGUAUCCAGCAUAUCCUCAACCAAAGUAUCCAUCUUAUCCUCAACCAAAGUAUCCAGCCUAUCCUCAACCAAAGUACCCACCUCCAACCUACCCAGAGCCAAAAUACCCUGCACCAGCGUAUUAUCCACAACCUGAUUACCCUUCACCUCCCCCUUAUUCUCCACCUAAAUAUCCUGCUCCAAAAUAUCCUCAACCUAAGUAUCCUAGCUAUCCACCUCCUGCCCCGAAAUAUCCUUCGCCUCCAAAACCAGAUAAACCUAGCUAUCCUCCACCUCCAAAAUACCCACCCCCUGCUACUUAUCCCGAUCAUCCAAAAAGUUACAACCCAAAAUACCCAGAACCAAGUUAUCCUCCCCCUCCACCAAAAAGCUACAAGCCAAAAUACCCAGAGCCAAGUUAUCCUCCCCCUCCACCAAAAAGCUACAAGCCAAAAUACCCAGAACCAAGUUAUCCUCCCCCUCCACCAAAAAGCUACAAGCCAAAGUACACUCCAAGCUAUCCACCACCUGCACCGAAGUAUCCUGCACCACCAAAGUAUCCCACCUACACUCCUUCACCAGGAUAUAAAUAUCCUUUACCUCCACCAACAGAAGCACCUCCUGCAGAAGAAAAACCUGUUGAUCCACCUAUUGAGGAUCCACCCACAGACGAUGCAGAAACAGUUACUGAAGCCGCCCCAGAAGAGCCCAGUGGCGAACAAGUUACUGAAGUAGAAGGUCCAGAACAACAACAACCAGUUAGGUCUGAACGUCUGCAAAGACAAAGGCCGGCUUUUGGUAAAAGAUUAAGACCCUCCGUGAAUAGAUUUUCAGCUCCAAGUCCUCCACUUGAAAGGUUAGAAGUGGAAUCAGUUGAGAUACCUGAUGAAAUAUGGGAUUUGAGGCAAUAAUUAUGCUAUAUGUUUAGAAAAUCUAGAUUUUAUCACACACUGAGACGUUCAACAUAUCGGAUGUUAUGUUAUUAUGACGGGUUUUGUCAUCAAUAUCUUGAUUUGCAUUAUAUGCAAGUUUUGCACAAAUUUUGUACUGGUCAAGCAUUCGAAAGCUUUUUAAUGCAGAGUUUUAUAAAUAAUGUACUAUAUAUUUCAUGAUUCAUUUUUUAUGGGUGAUAGAUUUAAUCUGUAUCAUUUUCAUCAACUUAACCUCGGUACCAAUUUUUAUAUGUGAUUAUAUUGUAUAUAUUUUUAAAUGUGAAGGGUGUGUAACUUGAUUGGUUGAAUAAAUAUAUUUAUGCAUUGCAACAAAAAA
Messenger RNA from Parasteatoda tepidariorum (common house spider), 2048 nucleotides. RefSeq lists its product as uncharacterized. Lineage: Eukaryota; Metazoa; Arthropoda; Arachnida; Araneae; Theridiidae. The record is from RefSeq and is a predicted model, not a curated record.